AAAUGUUCAUCCCUUUUGUUUGCUUGGCUUUAUAAACCUCAAAAAUCUCCACUACCGCGUCGAACCCCAUACGCUUCUUCCUCAAACUAACAAAUGGAUGACUCAAUAGGCAAAUUUUGCGAAACCAUGGCCGUUUUCUGUAAGAAUCUCGAAAACAGCUGCCACGCCCUGAAAGAGUCCGUGGAUCGUCGCCCCAUACCUCUUGAUUCAGCGUCGACGACCUUUGUGCAAAGCCUGAACCAGAGAGUAUUGUCACUGAGCGGUGACCUCAAUGUGCUGGAGUCCAUGUCUUGUGGAACGGUGUCAUUCGAGGAGCUGCUGGGUCAUUGCAAUGAAGUUUCCAAAAAGAACCAAACUGAUCUUCUUUCCCUGUUGGACUGUCUCCGUAAUCAUGGCUAUAUUGCUUCUUUGGAUCUUAUGGAUGAAGAUAGUGAAGGAGAAGAUGACCCAAAAGUUUCGGAAGAUUUAUCUUAUGACUGCAGCUUAGACUUGAAAAAAAUUGAAGAUGAUCCCUUGCUGGAUGAUUCUCUUAAUUUGCAGAAUCUUGGUCUCUCUGAUGUUUGCCUAGCUACCAUAGCAUCUGAAGCAAAUGCUGUAUAUGAGAAAGAGGGAGUCUAUCUAUCCACGGGGAAGAAACAGGAUAAUAAUGAUGGGAAAAUGAACGAUGAAUUGAAGUCAUCUGAAGAUAUUCAGUCACUAAUAACUGUGUCAGAAGAUGAUUAUGAAAACCUCCCGAAACAUAUGAAGAGUUUAGCUUCAUGGCAGGAGUUAGUUGUUGCUGUUGAGAAGAUGAACUCAUACCUCGACACAAAAAAGACCAGGCCAUACUCCUUCCAGCAAGCUGAAAUUGUGGAAUUAGGAUUAGGAACCAUGUUUUCCCUUCAAAUAUGCUCGAGGCUACUGGUAUUGACAUGGCUUUGUCAGAAUUACCAGAUUCAGAAGUUAUAGCAGGAGUUCAAAUUGGUCUUAUUGGUGAUAAGUUUACUGCAAAGCCAACAAUUCCGGAAAUGGAGAACUUACAGUUGGAUUUGUUAUCAGAAGACAUCAAGAAUGCAAUAUUAUUGGUUGAGGGAUAUUAUGAUUUUCUUCUCAAGUACAAGUCGGCUUGGAGCUAUAGAUGUUGGGAAGAAUGCUGUAAACUUUAGUGCAUAAAUACAGAAGGCCAAAAAUGCUUGAUGCAAUCAAGCCAUCUCCAAAAGAGCUAUAUGAGCUGGUCAGAGAAGUUGCCGGCAAGGAGUUAGUGGAAGUGCUGCAAAUUGAAAACAAGAUUCCAAGAAGAUAGACCCUAUUAUCAUUGGAAGAAAGUACAAUAAGCAUAUUGUCUGAGAGAUUAUAUGAGAAAAAUAGAGGGUUUUGGGUCUAUCAAAAUGAUUUAUAGAGUUGGUAGAGAAUGGUGCCGGCAUUAAAAAAACUGACCCAAGCUUCAAUUGGGAAAUGCUCUUGUUUACAGCUUCCAAGAUUGAUUCAAAGACAAGAACUGCUAUAUUUGGUGACUUCUCACAAUUUCCAUUUGAUCUUGGCAGUGUUAGGUCUUCCGUUUUCACAUUAUCACACCCUUGAGGACAAGGGUAGUUAAGCUCAUUUUAGCAAAAUUACGUGUGCCUUAGCUUGUUAGUGCAUUUAGCUUGUCUAAUACUACUAGCUAGGUUUAUAAAUAAGAUGUUUUCAUUUCAUUGUAAUUUUUCUUAGUGCAGAAAUAAAAGAGCCAAAGUGUAGCUUAGCUCUUAAACUCCAUUUUCCCUUCCCUGCAGUAUUUUUCCUUAUCUUCAGUGAGCUCCCAUUCAGAUUCUUUAUCCCGAUGCAAUUAGCUCUAUUGGAUGUGAUAUAAAUGGAUUUGCUAUUAAUAUUGGGUUGGGUUGUUCGCCUGUAAGCUAAGUUGCUUGGACUCUUCAAAUAUGUCUAUGGGUGCGUGUCGGAUCCUCCAAAAAUAGUGUAUGUUUGAAGGAUCUGACACGGGUGUGGCAACAUUUCUGGAGAGUUUGAGCAACUUAGUCUAUAAGUAUGCUAUUUUUAGCCUAUGCUUACAACUUGAAUAUUUGUUCACAACUCACAAGGAAAUAGAAAGAACCAAAAAUUGUGCUCCCUUUAUGUUUUCCUUCUGUCAAAUUAGUUGAUUUGUUUUUUCUUUUCCAGCUACAACUGGCCAUAGAUUGACUGGUUCUUUAUUGAUGCAGGGCAUAAAGCUAGAUCUUAUCUUCUGCUGCUCAUAAGAAUGGGUCGAGUAAUAGUGGAGACAAGUGGUGGUUUGAUUUGUUAUAGAAUCUUAUAGAGUAAAAUAAGUGCAGAGAUACCAGCACUAUUGACGUUAACGUGUAAGCAAUAUUUGGCUGAAGUGUGUUCUUUUAAUGGUUUGAUCUUCUUGAGCACAAAAAUGCGAGUUCCUGACAAAAUUUAGUACCCCAUUUGAUAUUGCGUCAUUUCUUUCAUUUGCAUUUUGAAAUGCUAAUGAAUGUUGGUAUUACGUUGCU
This is a messenger RNA of Capsicum annuum, 2468 nucleotides long. RefSeq lists its product as uncharacterized. NCBI's taxonomy places the organism in Eukaryota, Viridiplantae, Streptophyta, Magnoliopsida, Solanales, Solanaceae. Gene Ontology annotation, biological process: chromosome segregation. The transcript has 8 exons. Gene Ontology annotation, cellular component: outer kinetochore. Bases 94 to 948 code for a protein of 284 amino acids. The record is from RefSeq and is a predicted model, not a curated record.